Molecule: messenger RNA, 405 nt
Organism: Microdochium trichocladiopsis
Lineage: Eukaryota; Fungi; Ascomycota; Sordariomycetes; Xylariales; Microdochiaceae
Exons: 1
Source: RefSeq, a predicted model, not a curated record
GGCGCCGCAGCGCUCGACAUCGCGGACCGCCAGAACGCCCACAGCAUGACGCUCGCCGCGCGGGCCGUCGUUGAGCUCUUCCGCCUGGUGAAGCGUGAGAGCAAAGUCAACCGCGAGCUUCUGGCCUUUUCCAUCUCGCAUGACCACUGCUCGGUAAGAAUUUAUGAUUGCUAUCCAGUCAUAGAUGGAAAGGACACCAAGUACUAUCGCCACCCAAUCCACAAAUUCGAUUUCACAACGCUGGAUGGCAAGGAGAAGUGGACGGCGUAUCGUUUUACGAGGAACGUCUACGACGUAUGGAUGCCAAAACACUUCGAGAGGAUCUGCUCGGCCAUCGAUCAGCUGCCGUCCAAGUUGGACUUUGAUGUUCUGUCGCUCCCAGAAACAGGUCUCUCCCAGGGGCUG